Messenger RNA from Pseudopipra pipra, 672 nucleotides. Its product is annotated as olfactory receptor 14J1-like. The coding region runs from base 1 to 672 and encodes 223 amino acids. Gene Ontology annotation, cellular component: plasma membrane. Gene Ontology annotation, biological process: detection of chemical stimulus involved in sensory perception of smell; G protein-coupled receptor signaling pathway. Gene Ontology annotation, molecular function: olfactory receptor activity. Lineage: Eukaryota; Metazoa; Chordata; Aves; Passeriformes; Pipridae. The record is from RefSeq and is a predicted model, not a curated record. The transcript is spliced from 2 exons.
AUGAAUAUUUCAGGCAGGAUCAGAAAUGAGCACAGGAUCCUGGGCAAUGCUGAGCCUUUCCUUGGGGACCGCUACGUUGCCAUCUGCAAACCCCUGCACUACGGGACCCUCCUGGGCAGCAGAGCUUGUGCCCACAUGGCAGCAGCUGCCUGGGCCUCUGGGUUUCUCAAUUCUCUGCUGCACACAGCCAAUACAUUUUCCCUGCCCCUGUGCCAGGGCAAUGCCCUGGGCCAGUUCUUCUGUGAAAUCCCUGCCAUCCUCAAGCUCUCCUGCUCACACUCAGGCUACCUCAGGGAAACUGGGCUCAUUGUGGUUAGUGCCUGUUUAAUAUUUGGUUGUUUUGUUUUCAUUGUGUUCUCCUAUGUGCAGAUCUUCAGGGCUGUGCUGAGGAUCCCCUCUCAGCAGGGACGGCACAAAGCCUUUUCCACCUGCCUCCCUCACCUGGCCGUGGUCUCUGUUGUUACCAGCACUGCAACAUUUGCCUACCUGAAGCCUCCCUCCAUCUCCUCCCCAUCCCUGGAUCUGAUUGUGUCAGUUCUGUACUCGGUCGUGCCUCCAACACUAAACCCCUUCAUAUACAGCCUCAGGAACCAGGAGCUCAAGGAUGCCCUCAGAAAAAUGAUGACUGGAUGCUUUUCAGGAGCAAUGAAGUGCCUGUUUUCUGGUGUGUAG